UAUAAGUAGGUUGUUAGUUGACACAAAAAAAGGAAAGCAAUAAGACAAGAAAAUACAAAACACAUAGAAGCCGAUGGAGCACAAGGGCGAAGUGAACCUCAAGCGGGUGGCCGCCUUCUUCCGAAGGAGCUCCACUGGACCCGUGUGCCGGGUGCAGUCCACCUCGGACAUCGAGCCCUGGCAGGUCUCGAAGGCGUACUUCACGCUGAUCACAUACUUGAACGACGUGAGCACCGAGAUACAGGGAAUACGGAACACCGACUCCUUUCCGAUCAGCCAGAACAUUCGCCGACUGACGGCCAUCUUCGACAAACUGGAGGUCAUGAUCCAGACCAAUCCGCCGGCGCCCGUGGUCCAAGCUUCCACUGUCAGUGCCUCCCUGGAGCCGGGUAACAAGGGCUACCGGCGGUGGGCACACUGCAUGCUGAGGGACAUUUACCAGAUGGUGGAGAAGGCGGUGCCGGCCAGCAAAUGCAGGCACGUGAACGAACUGGGGGUGUACUUGUCGGGCGCCUUCGGCAGCUCCACCAAAAUCGAGUACGGAACUGGGCACGAGCUGAGCUUCCUGUUCUUCGUGUGCGCCCUUUUUAGGGCGGAGAUCCUGACCAGGGAGGAGGACUUGGCCGCCUCGGCUCUGGUUCUCUUCGAUCGCUACCUGAAGUUCGUGCGCCGGCUGCAGGUGACCUAUUCGGUGAUAUCGUCGAACUGGCACGGGGGUUACUCCCUGGACAAAUUCCAGUUUGUGCCGUUCAUCUGGGGAUUCGCCCAGCUGUGCUACGCGGCGCCCUUCUCCCCGCAGAAAAUGCUGGACGAGGACACCAUUGCGCAAUACAGGAAGGAAUAUCUGCUGAUCGACUGUGUGGCCCAUAUGGCGAACACCUACAUCGGCACCUUUGCCCGCCACUCCAGCCAACUUUGGAGUCUGGCCGCCCUGUCCUCGUGGACGAAGAUCCAACGCGGAGUGAUGCUCAUGUACAUGGAGGACAUACUUCUGGACUUUGACAACCUGAAUGCCCUGCGAUUCGGAGAGCUGAUGUCCUUUGAGGAGGACAAGUCUGGCCGGAAACUGGGCAACGCUCGUCUGGGUGUGAUGUCUCCGCUGCGCCGCCAAAUGGCGGAGGAUCAGGAAGAGCAGGAUCAGGAGCCUGAGCUGCCUUCCGUCACUCCUUCGAUUUCCAGAUCGGAACUGAUCGAAGGCAGUAAGAAGAAGCCAGCUGUGGACAAACCCUUCAGCGACGGACUGUCCAACAGCGGACUUUCCGUGGGCAGCGACUGCUCAUCUCUCAGCGGCGUGAGUGUCCAUCUGCCCACUUGGAUGGACGACGCUCCGAGGAAUACCAAGCAUUAGGGUUACCGUGUUUUGUGCAUAAAGAGAUGAGUUUGUUAUGAAAAAAAAAGUUCCAGCAGGGCGGUUCACAUAUGUAUCGCUCUAACCCGCUUAUACGGUGCGCUUUGAGGUAUUUAAGGUACACCAAAAGGUGCCCUAACUGCCUUUAGUUAAAUAUAUUAUUUUAAAACAGGUUACCCUUCCCCAACUUAUUU
This is a messenger RNA of Drosophila subpulchrella, 1542 nucleotides long. Its product is annotated as serine/threonine-protein phosphatase 2A activator. Gene Ontology annotation, biological process: mitotic spindle organization. The coding region runs from base 74 to 1348 and encodes 424 amino acids. Gene Ontology annotation, cellular component: protein phosphatase type 2A complex; nucleus; cytoplasm. Gene Ontology annotation, molecular function: peptidyl-prolyl cis-trans isomerase activity; protein tyrosine phosphatase activator activity. The transcript has a single exon. NCBI's taxonomy places the organism in Eukaryota, Metazoa, Arthropoda, Insecta, Diptera, Drosophilidae. The record is from RefSeq and is a predicted model, not a curated record.